AAGAUAACGCGUGUCGCUCACGGAGGUCAGUCGACAGUCGGGAGGAGAUUGUGCAUGCCUGUGGAGAACGCACGAACACUCGCACUGAAAGUUGCUCGGGUUCCUUAAUUAAAACCGCAAGAUCUUAUUUCGCAAGAACGUGAAAGAUUGGCAAAUCGAUAUGCUGCGCCUAAUCUUGGUAGCGGCAGUCGUAAGUUUGACGGCGGCAAAGCCCACGGCAGAGGAUCCGGUAGAUCCCGUCGAAAGUCCACAGGCCGCCGCAGAGGCACUGCAGAACGCUCAGAAUGUCCUGGAACGCAUCGACGCGGAAUACGCGAAAUGGAGCAACAAGCAGAGCCUCGCUGGAUGGAAUUACGCGUCGAACCUGACGGACGAGAAUCUGGCCGAGAAGUUGAACGUGUCCACGACGGCUGCGCGUGUCAUGAAGCAGAUCGCCGAAGAAGUAAACGCUUUUCCUUGGAGGGACUUAGAGGAUGAAAAUAUUAAAAGACAAUUCAACAAGCUCGGUAUACUCGGCGUCGCCGCGCUUCCUGAAGAUAAAUACAAAGAAUUCGAAUCGACCAUCAGCCAAAUGGAGAAUAUCUACAGUACUGCGAAGAUAUGCGACUAUAAGAAUAAGAGCAAAUGCGAUCUCGCGCUUGAGCCGGAAAUCACCGAAAUUCUGAUGCACAGCCGCGAUCCCGAGGAGUUGAAACACAUCUGGAUGGAAUGGAGGAAAGCUUCGGGUGAACAGGUCAAAUCUUUAUAUCCCAAAUACGUCGAAUUGGCCAACACCGCGGCGAGGCUCAACAACUUUUCCGAUUACGCGGCGUACUGGAUGAAGGAUUACGAGGCCGAUGACUUUCCCGAACAAAUCGAGACCCUCUGGCAACAAUUAAAACCGCUGUAUCUGCAGUUGCACGCUUACGUCCGGCGCGAGCUCAGGAAGAAAUACGGCGAGGACAUUAUUUCCAAGGACGGCCCGAUUCCAGCACACUUGUUGGGCAACACCUGGGCUCAGACAUGGGCGAAUAUCGCGGAUUUUACCGUACCAUUCCCAGGCAAACAGUUGCCGGACGUUAGCGCCGCUUUAGUCGAACAAGGUUACAACGCAACAAGCAUAUUCCGACUUGCCGAGAACUUCUUCAAGUCAAUCAAUCUGUCCGCCAUGCCGGAUACAUUCUGGGAAAAAUCGAUCCUGUUGAAGCAGAAGGACGUAAACAUGAUUUGCCACGCGAGCGCGUGGGAUUUUUAUGACAGCAAAGAUUUCAGGAUCAAGCAGUGCACGCGCAUCAACAUGGAGGAUUUGUUGACGGCGCAUCAUGAAAUGGGUCACGUCGAGUAUUAUUUGCAAUACAAAGAUCAGCCCACUGUCUUCAAAGAGGGUGCGAAUCCCGGCUUUCACGAGGCGGUUGGCGAUGUCAUCUCUCUCAGCGCGUCCACCCCCAGCCAUCUCAAGAAGAUUGGACUACUGAAGGACGAUUCAACUGACCGGGAAGCAUUGCUGAAUCAUCUUUACGCGAAGAGUCUCGACAAAAUUGCUUUUCUGCCGUUCGCCUAUAUGAUGGAUCGAUGGCGCUGGAAUGUAUUCCAAGGAAAAGUGACAUCCGACAAUUACAACUGUAAUUGGUGGUCGCUUGCAGAAGAGUACCAAGGUAUUGAACCACCAGUGGAUAGGUCAGAAGAAGAUUUUGAUCCCGGCUCGAAAUACCACAUAAUCGCAGACGUUGAGUACAUAAGAUACUAUGUAAGCUUUGUGAUACAAUUUCAGUUCCAUAAAGCGUUGUGCAUUAAGGCGAAGCAAUACUGUCCAAUGAAUCCACACGCCAAUCCAUUGCAUCAAUGUGAUAUUUACGAUAAUAAGGAUGCUGGAAACCUGUUGAAAUCUAUGCUGGAGUUGGGUUCUUCAAAACCAUGGCCAGAUGCGAUGGAGAAAAUUGCAGGUCAAAGACGAAUGGACUCUGCUGGACUUUUAGAAUACUUCAAACCUUUAACCGAUUGGCUGACGGAAGAAAAUAAGAGAACUAACGAAUAUAUUGGAUGGAAACCCAGUAACAAACAAUGUGUACAGACGAGGGGAGAGCUUAGACUUAUUGACGAAUCUUCUGAAUAAUACAUUUCCUCCAUGGAUAUGGAAAAAUAAAAAUAUAUUUUGAAAUAAGUGACAGGGGAGAUAUUGUGUAAUCACAUUACAUUUCGACACAAAAUAAAUAACAGGAGAAAUAUACACAUCAUGCCAUAUUCACAUAUAAAUGUUAUUGCGAUCGAUUCGAUUAAGCAAAUGAACGAAUGUUAGCAAUAUAUCAAUCUUGUUUCACGUUUUUCUCUAAAUAAAAUUUACGUUCCAU
Molecule: messenger RNA, 2327 nt
Organism: Formica exsecta
Lineage: Eukaryota; Metazoa; Arthropoda; Insecta; Hymenoptera; Formicidae
Product: angiotensin-converting enzyme-like
Exons: 8
Coding region: 161-2092 (643 amino acids)
Biological process (GO): proteolysis
Cellular component (GO): plasma membrane
Molecular function (GO): metallopeptidase activity; peptidyl-dipeptidase activity
Source: RefSeq, a predicted model, not a curated record